GCAGCGCGAUCUCGCGUGGCCCAGGUGAGCGUCCUGUGGAUUCAACAUGGCGGCCCUGUCCAGAGAUUUUGUCUUCGAUUCGCUGUUAUGUUACCUUAGCAAUCCUCUCUUUCAGGUGCCGAUUCAGUCUUUCAUGGAGAACCACUGUUUAAUAUUUGAUACAACGACUGAAGACUCCCCAGAAUACAGAAGUGUCCAUAAACAGUACAGAGAUUUGGUGGGUUCUCUGUUGGAAGCAUUCCAGGAAGAUACUAGACUGACCCAUGAUCAGAUAAUUAAGGCAAUGGCAAUCUUUAAUGCCGAUGCUGAGCUACAAUCAUUAUUUCAGGAGCUAUUUGAGCAAGUGCUAGCAAUGGAUGAUUUUCCUAUGUUUGUGCAUCUAAUGAUCAACAAAAAUAUUGAGCUGCAGAAGCAGGCUCUUAUGUUGAUCACUGUAAUGCACCGUGGUCAAGAAUCCAGUGAACUCAGACAUACACAGCAGGCAUCCAUGUGUACUCCAGCAGUAAGCAAUCAACAAGAUGAAGAGGAAAUUUUGAAAGCUGUGUUAGAGCUUUCCAGAAAGGAGUACGAGGCUCAAAAACAAACUGAGCAAGAGGAGGAAUACCAAAGUGCUAUCAUCAUAUCAAAAACAGAGGCAUUACGCCUGCAGGAGGAGUCAAACAAAGAACAAGAAAAACUGAAAUUAGCAAAGAAGAAUGCCACUCAGGCUGAAAAUAGCCCUCCACUAACACAGAAGCAUGACAGCCAGUCAUUGGUCAAACAACCUCUACAUAGCCUGGCAUCUAGCACGAAAGAUGCAGAAGACAGAGAUAAAUCCACUGGUGUUUCUCCUUCAAUUACAAGAAAUAAAGUAGCUUUUUCGCAGGAAGUAUCCCAAGACUUACCGACUAAGACUUCAACUAACGUAGCCACCCAUGGCCCACAUCUUUUUCAAGACAGUCAAAAAGGGCCAAGCAGUAAACAGGCUGCAGCACAGUGGCUGAAAGCUGCUGAGAAAGAAGUCAAAUCAUCUGAUGCCCACUCCAGUGCUGUGUAUGCGGCAGCUGCCAGCAUGGCAGGAAUGACCGAAGAAGAAUACAAAAAGAGGGCACAGUUCCUGAAAGAGCAGCGGGACAAGCUGAUGGAAAUGAAGCAAAGAGAACGAGAGAAACAACUUUUAUCUGCUGCUUCCAUUCAACCAUCACGACCAGCUUCAGCUCGCGCAGCACAAGCAGCCAUAAAGUCAGAAAAGGUGGAAGUCAUUCCAAACAGUGCUGAAGAUGACAAAAAGCUUGCUAUGCGAAAAACUAUUGCAGAUAGGCUUAAAUCUGAGCUGAUGGGUAAAAAAUAACUUUCAGAAAUAAUGUGAUAUUCUUUUUUGUGGCUUAGUGGUCAGGGGAUGGAACAUGAAGGGAAGAGAUCUUUCUAAAAUUGUGUUUUGUGGGAAAUUCCUUGAAAAAGAAAAAUUAAAGAAAAUAAAUAAUAAAAAUGUUAAUGCUGGUUUUCUCUUUAAAUCAAGCUUAGUAUUUGAUGUGUUCAGGGAGGACAGUAAAUACUCCAAGGACCGCACAGGCUUCCUGUCUCAUGGUACAUUUGAUAGAAGGGUUUUAUUUUAUUGCAGCGAUAAUGUGAAGUUCGUGAUUAUCAUUUGGUCCUACUUGCCUUCUCUAUCUUUAAUUAGAGUUGCACAUAAGAGAUCUGCUAAUGGCAUGAUGGUAGCACCAUGCUGAAUACUUCAGGCUUGUGGGGAUGGGGUGUCUCUACACCAAAAUAAGUUUUAUUUUCAUUUCUAAACAUUAGAAUUUCAAAAUUUCAGAAUUAUUGAUUGCACAAAGAUGUUGCAAUAUGUUUAUUGUAAAUACAGUACAACAAUUAUUUUUCAUAUGUAUACUUAUUGUUUGUUGGUCUGCUUGCUUUCCUACUCCCAGCACAUGCAUACCACUGUAAAGAGGGUUAUGUACAUUCAGUACUUACAAACUACUGUAUAUUGUACAUUGAACCUUAGGCUUUACGAGUGUUUUAUGUAUUUUCUUGCCUUCUGGCUUGCACACAUACUUUGUUCAUAAACUCCAGAAAUUACAGAACACUACUGCAUGUUUGUUGCUUCAAGCUUAAAAAAGAUAUAUCUCUGCUUUCAGUUGUUCGCUACACUGGUUACCCAUUUGUGCUCACAUUCAAUACAAACUAUCCAUUCUGUGCUUUAAUUUCUUUUCAGGCUGUUGCCAUUUUUCUCUGAACUUCUCAUCCCCUUCAUCCCAGCAUGAAACUCUACUUUUCAAUUGACAACCAUAUGCUAACUAUAUCUCUCACCAAUAUAACAAAAUUAUGUUACUGGAUGUCACUGGAUUUUUAGCUGCUGUGCAGCUAGACAGCACAAUUUCUUCGCUUUUGUGUCUGCCACUUCCUUAUCAUUUAACCUUUUAAAGGUGCAUUAAACAUCUCUUCAAUAAGCAGUUCUCCCACAACUGUCCACAUAAUGCUAGCUCAUCUACUAACCCUUAGUCUCACUUUGACAUCCAAUGACUACAGUCUACCUUUCUUAUCCCCCUCUACAAAUAAAUGUCACUCACUGUCAGUUGUCACUGUUUGUACCCCCAUUUCAUCUUCAGUGUUUGUCUUUUAUUACUUUGUCAGUACUGUUUCAUUCUUCAUUCCUUUGUAUCUUAUCCAUGUCCUAUUUUGUCUGAGAGCAUGCUCCUUCAAGAGCGUGGUCAUAAUAUAUAUAUAUGGUAUAAUUAUUAUUAUUUUUGUGGAAGGGUGGAGGUGUUCAUUAUUGUCUUUUGAUACUUUCCUUCAGUAUUACAACCUCCAUGUAACAUCCUGUUUGGCUUAGAAAGAACAUUUCAGUUUCACUUUUGCAGACUGUUACUAAAUCCAUCUUGAACUGUUACAGCCAAGCAGGAAAUAUAAGCUAGAAAUAGGAGAUGAUUUUAAUAUGUUGCUGCUGGUGUUAAUAUGAACAUAGUAAUAAAAUACCCCCUGGAUUAGAUAUACUGUGUAAUAGAGGCUGCUAUGGUCUCAGUAAGCAGUGUGCUUACAUUGUUCAUAUCAUGUGACCUAGAGUGUUCAUAAUAAUAAUGUUCAAAAUUUUGUUGAUGGAAAACUGAUUUUUUUUUUUAACUGUCUGUGUGGUUUAAGACACUUUAGUCUUACCCUCUCAUUUGCUUAAAUCCUUGUGAAUAAUGUUGGCACCCAAGCUGAUCAAGUUUGUGGUUGAUGAAAAGUGGUGUAAAAUGUGUGAACAGCAGGGAAAGGCAACCAUGGCUCCCCAAGACAAAAAAAAGAGCUUAAUGGUCCUGGCACAGAUCUACUUUUUGUGUUGUCAUAAUUUUGUACAUGGUUGCGACAUCAGAAGGUAGGAUUCAUAUCUUUGAGCUGCAUUUAAAAAAAUAGCUUAUUCGAAUACUUUAACAUUAGGAAGAAAAUUAAUGUUUUAGAGCUAGCAAAGGGCAUUGAUUGGGGAGAGGGGUAAAGGUUUAGGAAAAACUUAAUAUUUACAAAUUUUCAGUCUAUACACCCUCAUCUUGAUUUGGAAAUUUUUAUGCAUACCAUACAAAUGACCAAAACGAAUACAUGUUUUGAUGUAUAAUAAAUGAAUGAAACCAA
This is a messenger RNA of Pomacea canaliculata, 3585 nucleotides long. RefSeq names its product cilia- and flagella-associated protein 36-like. The coding region runs from base 47 to 1330 and encodes 427 amino acids. Lineage: Eukaryota; Metazoa; Mollusca; Gastropoda; Architaenioglossa; Ampullariidae. The record is from RefSeq and is a predicted model, not a curated record. The transcript is spliced from 8 exons. Gene Ontology annotation, cellular component: axoneme; ciliary base.